AUGCCGCACAAAUCUCCCUUUCAAUUUCAAAUUCCCGCCUGCAACAUCCUGGACUACCUUUUCUCCGAGUCCGAGCCCUCGGAGGAACCGAUCUGGAUAGAUGCGGAGAACACAAAGCUCUCUCUGUCCCCCAAACAGCUGCUGCUAUGGGUGAAACGAUUGGGCCUAGGGCUCCAGAAGCUGGGGCUAAAUCGCGGAGACGUGGUCAUGGUGCAUUCGCCUAAUCACAUAUUCGUUCCCGUGGCGUAUUGUGAGAUUGUCUACCAAAUCGAAAACACAGAAACCAAAGUCAUCCUCGUAGACCCAACGCUUCUCACUACCCUCCUGCAAGCUGCUUCCAAAACCAACUUCCCUCACGACCGCAUCUUCCUCUUCUCCGAUACCGAAUGCUCACCUCAGCGCUCUCUCUCCGAUUGGCGCUCCAUCCUGCCACCACCCUCAGCAGCGUCAACCUGGAACUGGCCGCGCCUCUCCCCUCAACACGCGCGCACAACCUCCGCCGUCCUCAACUACUCGAGCGGCACGACCGGCCUCCCGAAAGGCGUCAUGAUAACGCACCAGAACAUCAUCGCCAACACCGCACAAUCCCUCUACAUGCGGGACCUCGAGCAACCCUACACCGCAUCCACCCGCCCACCGGAGCGCUGGCUCGGCUUCCUCCCUCUCUACCACGCCUACGGCCAACUCUGGUCCAUCAGCGCCGCCGCCAAAACCCUGACACCCACCUUCUUCAUGCGCGGCAGCCCCUUCUCCUACCCAACCUUCCUCCGCCACAUCUCCACGCACCGCAUCACGCACCUGCAGACGGCGCCGCCCGUCGUCGUCAUGCUGGCCAAGCGGCCCGAGACGCGCGAUCAUGACGUUAGUAGCCUCCGCAACAUCCUCUGCGGCGCCGCCCCGCUAUCCGCCGAGCUGCAGAACGAGGUCGCCGACCGGUUUGGCGUCCGGAUCGUGCAGACGUGGGGCAUGACGGAGCUGACGUGCUCGGCCAUGCACGUGCCGGGCGGCCGUGAUGAUAGGUCGGGGAGCGUGGGGUAUGCGGAUCCGAAUUGCGAGGUCAAGCUUGUUGAUGACGAGGGGAAGGAGGUGGGUGUGGAAGAGAGGGGCGAGGUCUGCGUGAGGGGUCCGAACGUUUGUUUGGGGUAUUGGCGGAAUGAAAGGGCGACGAGGGAGGCUUUCGAUGAGGAGGGAUUUCUGAGGACGGGUGAUGUGGCGGUUAGGGAUGAGGGGGGGAGAUACUGGAUCGUGGAUCGGAAGAAGGAGUUGAUCAAGGUGAAGGGCUUCCAAGUUGCUCCGGCAGAGAUGGAGGCGGUACUUCUGGAGCACGAGGCUGUUGCCGAUGCAGCUGUCGUUGGAAUACAAUUCGAUCACGAAGAACUUCCGCGUGCCUAUGUUGUUCUCAAAGAACACUACAAGAGUGGUCAGGUCUCGGAGGAAGACGUUACCUCAUGGACAGCCAGCCGCGUAGCUAAAUACAAGCAGCUGCUUGGUGGAGUCAUGUUCGUUGAUGAGGUGCCAAAAUCACCUUCUGGCAAAAUACAGCGCAAGAUUAUAAGAGAGUGGGCUAAAAGGGAUGCGCAGACCUUGGAGAAAAGAAACGUUAGGGCUAAGUUGUAG
Molecule: messenger RNA, 1617 nt
Organism: Lasiodiplodia theobromae
Lineage: Eukaryota; Fungi; Ascomycota; Dothideomycetes; Botryosphaeriales; Botryosphaeriaceae
Product: 4-coumarate-ligase
Exons: 4
Coding region: 1-1617 (538 amino acids)
Biological process (GO): secondary metabolic process
Molecular function (GO): CoA-ligase activity
Source: RefSeq, a predicted model, not a curated record